Pecten maximus is the source of this 1253-nucleotide messenger RNA. RefSeq names its product cathepsin B-like. Gene Ontology annotation, cellular component: lysosome. Gene Ontology annotation, biological process: regulation of catalytic activity. Gene Ontology annotation, molecular function: cysteine-type endopeptidase activity. Bases 107 to 1123 code for a protein of 338 amino acids. The transcript has 9 exons. The record is from RefSeq and is a predicted model, not a curated record. Lineage: Eukaryota; Metazoa; Mollusca; Bivalvia; Pectinida; Pectinidae.
UCUCGUGGUUUCGUUCUCAUGACCAGGAUGACUCCAGUCUGAUGAUAGAAUAUAAAGUCCGAUCGGCCGAUAUUGAUCAGUAUUUUUCGGUGGGGUAAGUGACAAGAUGAAGUUUUUGGCAGUUCUGUGUGUGCUGGUGGUGACGUCCUGGGCUAAGCCCAGCGAUGACCUUGCAAGUCUCUUGACCUCUGACCUCGACCUGAUGGCAAAGUACAUCAACUCCGUCGGUACAACAUGGAAGGCCGGUGAGAACUUCCGUCAUGUUCGCAAGGAGGACCGUGUCGUGUACGCGAAGACGAUGUGUGGCACACUUCCGACCCCAGAUCACAUGAAACUCCCGGAAAAACAUAUGCACAUCCCGGAUGACCUUCCAACCAAUUUUGAUUCCCGAACUCAAUGGCCUAACUGUCCAACUCUUAAGGAAGUUAGGGACCAGGGGGCUUGUGGGUCAUGUUGGGCUUUUGGAGCUGUCGAGGCUAUGUCUGACAGAAUCUGUAUCAAAUCCGGAGGUAAAUCCAACUUCCAUAUCUCCGCUGAGGAUCUGACGUCAUGCUGCAAGAACUGUGGAAACGGUUGUGACGGUGGAUUCCUCGAGGCUGCCUGGUCUUACUACGAAAGGACUGGAUUGGUCACUGGUGGACAGUAUAACAGUAAACAGGGAUGUCAGCCAUACCUUGUUCCCUCUUGCGACCACCACGUGGUUGGAAAGGAAAAGCCAUGCGGCAAGUCUCAGCGAACCCCGAAAUGUUCCAGGGAGUGUGAAUCCGGAUACAACAACACUUUCGAAAAUGACAAGCAUAAGGGUAUGGCCCCAUACAGCUUGAGGUCGGUAGAAAAGAUAAUGACUGACAUCAUGACAAACGGUCCAGUCGAGGCAGCAUUCACAGUAUACUCGGACUUCCUCACCUACAAAUCUGGUGUGUACAAGCACACAACAGGCCAGGCCCUUGGAGGUCACGCCAUCAAACUGCUGGGAUGGGGAAAUGAGGACGGAUCAGACUACUGGCUCGUAGCCAACUCCUGGAACCCAGACUGGGGAGAUAACGGUUUUUUCAAGAUCCUCCGAGGACGUGACGAAUGUGGUAUCGAAUCACAAGUCGUCGCUGGUGAACCUAAACUCUAGAGGACGUUUUCACGUCAUAAACGACGUCAGAACUGAAACUCCUAAUGACGUUAUAAAUCAAAACAAAUCAUCGAUGUAUCACUUAUCUGUGUCUGUCUUUGUUGCUCAAUAAAUGCUGUUUAAGUUAAUA